AUGGAGACCAACCUACCUGAAAAGUCUAACAAUUUUGGCCACAAAGAGGGAACAGACGCAAAACCAGCAUCUGAUACGGAGUCAUUGGGAGAGAAGAUCAAUGAGGAAGAUGAAGCAAAGGGGAAGAAGAUUGAAGAGGAACAUACUCACUCUGAGGCUGUUUCGGAUCCUCAUUGCGACCUCCAUGAGGUUUUUGAGGCUGUUGAUGAGUUUCUCUCGACUCUUAGCGAUAAGAAAGAUGACGACAAGGAAAAUGACACAGUUUCGGUGGAUAUCCCUCACGAGUUGCUCGAGAAGUUCUUAGAUCUCGUUGAAGCAAAGGUCUCAAAGCCUGAGGUGGAAUCCUCCUUUCUCGUAGUUGUGCAUCGGGUAUCAAAGCUAACAAAAUGUCUCCGUGAGUUGAAACCGGAUGAGUCUCGUCGUUCUUUGCUGAUCAAUCGCAUGGAAGGUAUUCACGAGAGAGCGAUAUCGUUUUUGGAGGAGGAAUUCCAGUUGCUUCUAGAAGAUUCUAGGAUCAUCGACGACUCCAAUGUGAAAGGGAAGCAAGAUCAGCAGGUACAAGUAGAUUUAUUCGAAUCCACCGGGCAUCACGAGACCGAUUUUCCGGGAUACCCCGACGAGGUCGUAGCAAGCUUGAACAAGGUAGCGAAGGAGAUGAUAUCUGGUGGAUACGAAUCCGAGUGCUGCCAAGUCUAUGCAGUUGCGAGAAGUAACGCGUUCGAAGAGAGCUUGCAAAAGUUAGGGUUCGAGAACCACAGCAUCGACGACGUCCACAAAAUGCAAUGGGAGGCAUUGGAGCGAGAGAUCGCCACGUGGAUCGAGGCCUUCAAACAAUGCACCACGGUGUCCUUCUCCGGCGAGAAGGCCCUCGCCGAUUUGGUCUUCUCAGACCAUCCCUCGCUCGCUAGUGGCCUAUUUAGUAACAUCACUCGCGGCGUCCUCAUACAGCUCCUAAACUUCGCCGAGGCUGUCGCGAUGACGAAGCAGCGCUCUGCCGAGAAGCUUUUCAAGUUCCUAGACAUGUACGAGACCUUACGUGACGCUGUCCCUGCCAUGGAGGGUUUGUUCGAGAAUGAGUGGGAAAACGAGCUCAAGACAGAGACGACCACGGCUCGGUACCGGCUUGGCGAGGCAGCGAUACUCAUGUUUGCCGAUCUCGAGAACUCGAUCAAGGCCGAUACGGGGAAAACCCCAGUACCGGGCGGUGCGGUGCACCCCUUAACUCGGUACACAAUGAACUACCUAAAGUACGCAUGCGAGUACAAGGGCACCUUGGAGCAAGUCUUCAGGGAGCAGUAUAGGUUCGAACGAGCCGACUCAAUGAGCAGGCCAUCGCAUGACAUAACACAGAGUUUCGACGAUCAGAAUGAAAGCGAAAGCCAUACACCAUUUUCGUUGCAGUUGAUGAGAGUGAUGGAAUUGCUGGACUCCAGUCUGGAAACGAAGGCAAAAUUGUACAAGGACGUGGGGUUGAGCAACAUCUUCAUGAUGAACAAUGGGCGGUACAUCUUACAGAAGACCAAAGGGCCCACGGAGAUCCACGACCUGAUGGGCGACACGUGGUCCCGCAAGCGAUCGUCGAAUUUAAGGCAAUACCACAAGAACUACCAGAGGGAGACAUGGAGUAAGCUUUUAGGGUGUCUAAGCCACGAGGGGUUGAACGUGAAUGGGAAGGUGGUCAGGCCGGUGCUGAAGGAGCGGUUCAAGAGCUUCAACCAGAUGUUCGACGAGAUCCACAAGACACAGAGCACGUGGGUGGUGAGCGACGAGCAGCUUCAGUCGGAGCUAAGGGUCUCGAUAUCGGCGGUGGUGAUACCGGCGUACCGGUCGUUCUUGGGGAGGUUCUCGCAAUACUUGCACGAUGGGAGACAAACAGAGAAGUAUGUGAAGUAUCAGCCUGAAGACAUAGAGACCUCCAUUGAUAAUCUAUUUGAUGGGAACCCCACGCCCAGGAGGAGACCAUAG
Alnus glutinosa is the source of this 1965-nucleotide messenger RNA. Its product is annotated as exocyst complex component EXO70C2-like. Lineage: Eukaryota; Viridiplantae; Streptophyta; Magnoliopsida; Fagales; Betulaceae. Bases 1 to 1965 code for a protein of 654 amino acids. Gene Ontology annotation, cellular component: exocyst. The transcript has a single exon. Gene Ontology annotation, molecular function: phosphatidylinositol-4,5-bisphosphate binding. Gene Ontology annotation, biological process: exocytosis. The record is from RefSeq and is a predicted model, not a curated record.